Molecule: messenger RNA, 4079 nt
Organism: Eriocheir sinensis (Chinese mitten crab)
Lineage: Eukaryota; Metazoa; Arthropoda; Malacostraca; Decapoda; Varunidae
Product: lachesin-like
Exons: 6
Coding region: 742-1251 (169 amino acids)
Source: RefSeq, a predicted model, not a curated record
GAGGGAGGGUCAGUGUGUGCUAGGUAGUGACGGGGAGAGGGCGGUGUGGCGCAGCUGGCUCUCUCGGCGGUAACAGUGAUCAAGCCGUUUCAAGAGGGUAUGAUGCCACAGCGAUCACUAUGAUGCUGAACUUAACGCCGGUGCUCCAGGAAAGCAAAGGAAGGUUUAAAUCGCUCAUGAACCUUUAAAACAGGAAAACAACAACAACACAUGUGAUCAUAGAAGAAAGUGAAAACUGAGAAAAAGAAACUGUGAGGUGAAAGGAAGGAUACAAAUAGAAUAUGUAGUGAAAGAAUGAGGGAAAAAGUGAAAUAUGAAAUGAAAGAGAGGAGAAAACGGGAAUAUGAAGUGAAAGAAAGAGGAAUAUGAUCUGAAAGGAAAACAAACACUGGAGUAUGAAUUGAAAGAAAGGAAUAAACUGGAAAAUGAAAUGAUAGAGGAAAAACUGGAAUAGGAAUUGAAAGGAAUAAAACUGGAAUGUGAAUUGAAAAAAGAUAUAAAACUGGAAACUGAAUAGGAAAAAAAAGAAACUGAAAUAUGAACUAAAAUAAGAAAAAUAAAUCUGAACUUGAAAAGGGAAAAAAAAACAAUUCUCAAGUGAAAAAUAGAAAAUAAGACAGGAUUGUUUUAUUGAAUCUUGUUGAAAGAGUGAACUGACUGAACAGCGACCAAAACAAACAAGCAAACAAACAAAUAAACACUAACCACGACUAACAAGAGAAGGGUCGCCGCGGGAGGACAAUGCGUCACCCAGCCAACCUCUACCUGGCAACACUGUGGCUGGUGUCCAUAAAAGGAGCGUGGAGCAGCGGCCUGCCCCGAGUGUGGUGGCUGCCGGGUACCGUCGCCGAGGAGGGCAACACAGUGGAGCUUGUGUGCCAGGUGGCGGCGGGGGAGCUCGGUCCGGCCAUCUGGCUGAAGCUGGACCCUCAGGACCCCAACAACCACAUGCUGCUGUCUCACGGGGACCUGUUGAUCACGGAGGACCCGCGCUUCUCCGUCCUCUACCACGACAGCGACAACGUGUAUGUGCUCAAGAUUAAAGGUGUGUCUGCGCCUGACGCGGGCAGCUACCAGUGCCAGGUGCCCGUCAGCUCGGAGGAGGAGGAGCUCAAGGUGGAAGCCGCCCCGCCUGUUGUGGUGACGUUGCUAUCUCCAGAGGCGAUGGCUUCCUCCUCCAUGACCCUUUCUUCCUGCGGCGCCUCCCCCCUCCUCCUCCUCCUCCUUGUCCUGAUGGGGUUAGCGAGAUAAAAGGAAGCAUGGGAGGCGGAGGAGGAGGAGAGGGGAAACCGUAUAAUGAAGUGUGAUAGUACUUUAAUCUUUAUAGUGAGAACUGGUCGUGAGGUGUGUAAGAAUUUGUGUGAGUUGUGAAAUAAGUUAUGAUGAUGAGUCUUUAGAUGGUUUUCAUAAUUACGAAGAAGCGUAAGAACAUAAUGAGAGGUGUAAUCUGUCCUAGAAAAUGUAUUAACUCAGUCUUAGUGUGAUUUGUAAGAGUUGGCCUCAUAGUACGUCUUGACCCCGUAAGAAAUGCCUGAACUGGUGAAGGGUGUGCGAACUUGAUAUGUUUGUCUCGUCUUGAAUUGGUCGUAAGAAAUGCAAGAAGUUAUGGGAGAUGUAAGUCCAUUAUUCCUUUUAAGGUUAAAUCUUUCAUAGGAAAUGUAAGAACUUGUUAAGGAUGCAAAAAGAGUUAUUUUUUUAAGUUGUGAAUCGAUAGUGAGAAAUGCCAGAAGUUGUGAGAGGUAAAAGAAUGAUGAUUAUUGUACAUUGUGAAUCUGUUAUAGGAAAUGUAAGAAUUUGUGAAGGAUGUAAGAAGUCAUUGUAAGUUGCAGUCUUCAAGUGGUUGUAAUGGAUGGAAGAAGUUACGAGAGGUUUAAGGGCGUCACUGUAAGUUGUGAAUUUAUCGUAAGAAAUGAAAAAUAAAUGAGCAGGAUGUAAGAAGUCAUUAUAAGUCUUUUAGAGGUGGAAAGAAAUGGAAAAAGUAGCAAGAUAAAUUUUAAGUGUUCACUGUAAGCUGUGAGUGGUCGUAAGAAGUUGAGAAAUGUAUAAUACGAGUGUUCAUUGUACCACUUCAUGAAUUAUUGGUACACGAUAUUAUUUAUAGUAGAUCUAGGAACCUCUGUCUCUCAAAUUGGAGGCGAGUAUAAUAAUUGCUUGUGUGUAGGGUUGUAUACUUAUGUGGAGAGUUUAAUAUGAAGUGAUUGAAUGUAACAUGAAUGGUUUUUUUUUAAUAAUGGUGUAUGCAUUGAAAAGAUAUGAAUUUAUUAGGAAUAGCCUACUUUUUAUUAGUGCUGUAUAUGAUUAAUAAUUGUGGAAGUAUACAAUAAAUGCUUUCUUAAUAAUGAUGUAUGUGUUUAAAGAGUAUCAAUUUAAAAGGAACAGCCUACUUUUUAUUAAUUGUAUAUGAGUAAUGAAUGUGGAUGUAUAAUUAAUCUUUUCUUUCUUUAUAAUGUUGUAUUUUAUUAGGAGGGUAUGAAUUUAAAAGGAGUAACCUACUUUUUAUCAAUCUUGUAUAUGAGUGAUGAUUGUGGAUGUAUAAUUAAUCUUUUCUUUCUUAAUAAUGGCGUUUGUAGAAAUUGUAGUAGAGUAUGAAUUUAUGAGGAAUACCCUACUUUUCUUUAUUAAUCUUGUUUAUCAGUAAUGAAUGUGGAUGUAUAAUUAAUCUUUCCUUUCUUAAUAAUGUUUCGUAUUAAAGAAAGUAUGAAUGUAUGAGGAAUAGGCUACUUUUUCUUGGUAUCUUGAUCUUGAUCUUGAUCUUGUUGUAUAUGAGUAAUGAAUGUGGAUGUAUAUCUAAUCUUUUCUUUCUUAAUAAUGUUGUAUGUUGUUAAGAGAGUAUGGAUUUAAAAGGAACAGCCUACUUUUUUAACGCUGUAUGAUUAAUGAAUGUGGAUGUAUAUAUAAUGAAUGCUUUCUUAAAAUGAUGUUUAUAUUAAUGAGAGUAUGAAUUUAUGAGGAAUACCCUACUUUUUGUUAGUGUUGUGUAUGGUUAAUGGAUGUGGAUAUGUAGUGAACAGACACACACAUAAAAAAAAAAAAGGGGGGGGGGGGAUGCUAAAGAAGAUAUCGAACAAACUACAAAAGGUCUCCAACACCACCUUACCACGGGCCGCCUCUGGCAAAGGCCCGUGGUCCCUCUUACAGGCACAGGGAGGGAGCAAUCUUACACCACCACCACCACCUUACCUCCAGCAUCACCACCACCUUCAUCACCACCACCACCACCACCGAGUUAUGAAUCUAUAAGGAAUAGCCUACUUGUUUAACGUAUAUUUUUAAGUAAAUAUGGAUGUAUAAUGAAUGUUUUCUUAAUGUUGUAUGUGUUUAAGAGUAUGAAUCUAUAAUGAAUGCGUUUUAUUAGUGCUUUAUUUGUUUAAGAGAAUGAGUGCUUUCUUAAUAAUGAGGGUAUAUAACGCUAAAGUCUAUUCCUACAGUACUUACAAAUAUUCCUUUUUGUCUCCUAAUGUAAUACGGGAUACAAUAACACAUAACACGUUGCCAGUAUAUUGAAAACCUAAACACCGGAACUAAUUCACUAAUAUUCACCUGUACACUCGCUUGAUUAAGAGCUAUCGUGUAAGUGCAUGGUAAAUGGAUUCCUAUAAGUUACAAUGAAAAGUUUUGUUAUAUGUAUUUUUUUUCUCAUGAUGGCCACGGGGACGACUAACUGUGUAGGACUCAUCUAAGUUAAACAGAAAGAGUAAAAAUGCAAUAUAAACACAACUUCAGGCAAGGCUAUCUUCAAGGGACCUUUUCCUUCUCUCAUUUAACAUCAAGUAAAUAAACAUAUAAUAUUAUUAUAAGCUUAAGAGCGUGCUGUGUCACGAAAAGUCAAACAAUCUGUAAGUUAGAAUUACUCAAAUGUUUUAGUGGUGUUUAUUAAGGAUUGUUUCACGAAAUCAUUAAUAAACACGAAAAAAAAAAAAAACGUAUUGCACUAUAUGAGCGUCAUUUAAAGAGUUAUAGAUUAGAAAACUGACUUCUAAGAAGUUAAAUUCUGUUCACUGAAUCGCUGGCAUAUUGUCCUUUUCGUUGCUGACAAGUAUUCUAAAGAUUAUUCCUCUUCAAUAAAGUGAUGUCCGCUA